ACUAUUAAGUCAAUACACUUUUCUUAAGAAUUUAUUAUAAAAGUAUUUAUUAUAAGAAUGGAUUUAUGAAAAAAAAAACACUGUUCGUAAUCUUUGUUGUAUUAGCUACAGUUGAGUGUUAGUUCUGUGGGUUUUAACUCUCUGUUCAGCUUUGAAGAUCACCAUCCCAAUAUGAGUUACCAAAACUUCUCCAAUGCGCCGCCACCCCCACCAUAUGGGGCGGCGGGCCAGUACAACGGCCCCUAUCAGCAAGCCCCGGGUCCCUAUCAGCCAUACCCGCCCGCCGGGGCGUAUCAGGCCCAGCCUCAACCGACAACUGUGGUGGUGUAUAACACAGAGGACCCGUAUGAGCGCGAGCGUCGACGCGACGAGGAGCUGGCGGCAGAUUGCUGCCUGCUCGCCUGCUGUUGGACCAUGCUCUGCUGCUGCCUUGCAAGUCAAUAACCGCCCUGACGUCAUUGACGCAAUGGUGUCAUUAGGCUCAUAGUGAUAUAGUUGGAAAAAUGUGGACACUUUUUGGAAUCUGCAUUUUAAAAAAGAACUGAAAAAAUGACCAUGUUUUAAUGAAUGAACAUUCGAUGCUAUGAGGCUUCUUUAAAGCUAUAGACUAACGUGCAUUGUUCAACGCUCUGUACAGUUGCGUUUAGAAAUUUCAUUGUGUUUAUUUGAGUCUAUUCCUAUGGAUAAACUCAUGUUAUUUUGUACACAAGUGUACAUUAUAUUUGUUGAUCCUCAUGUGUAUUAUAAUUAUAAUACAGUAUACAUAUUUUCAACCGGAUGGGACGAGGGCGAAUUAGCACAUGUGUAUCACGAUAAUGAUAUGUUCAAUAAUGCUUUGAUUUUGUGCCAAAUAAUGUGUGCUUGAAUUGAUAAGACAGUAAUGAUGUGUUAUUUAAUUAUGUACAUUUUAUUCACACUGAGAAAGUUUAUAUGCAUCUUGUUUCAAAAAUAAAAUAUUCAAUAGUU
Molecule: messenger RNA, 966 nt
Organism: Dreissena polymorpha
Lineage: Eukaryota; Metazoa; Mollusca; Bivalvia; Myida; Dreissenidae
Product: cysteine-rich and transmembrane domain-containing protein 1-like
Exons: 3
Coding region: 172-444 (90 amino acids)
Source: RefSeq, a predicted model, not a curated record